CCCCCCCCCCCCCACAUUUAGCCUGUCCUAGUUAUGCUGCUCACCUCUGCCCACCACCAGCAUGCAUUAUAAUCAAGCUGUACUUAAUACUCGGGCUAAAUUCAAUUGAUUCAACUCUCCCCUUUCUCAAGGAGAGAGAAGUUAACAGGCAGAUUGGGGAAUUUUUCUAAACAACCAAAACCAAGUUAACCUCCAAAGCACUGAUGUCAAGCACUAGUCAGUGUAGAUUUGAGGCUACAAAAUACUAUUUAGGAAUAUGGGUGAAGACCAAACCUCCCAACCGCUCCCCCCCCCCCCUUGUUCCAUGUCAUAGCCCAAAAUCCACACCUGUAGUCCUAGGAUCCUAGCACUUACUGUCACCGGCACUGCUGACAUGUGUUCAUUAUUUUUGGUUUGAAACAGAUGGCUGAACAAAGGAAAGAUGUAUAUUGGUUUAUGCAUGAGGAGAGAGGAAUACCUGAAGCUCAAAUCGACAGGAUGAAGCAGGAGAAGAUUGAUGAAACUGUAAUACCCUUCAUGACAGACCAGAAUUUGCAAGGGUAUCUUCCCCUCUUCGGAGACCGGCUGGCAGUAAUCAACUACUGCAAGAGCGAGCAAAAACAUGGAAGAGGUCCAGAGGAGAACAAGUUGAUACAAAAGUUAAGAUUGAAAAUGAUGAAUAGAAGGGGCCAAACGGAAGCCAGAGACACCUCACAGCAUGUACCUAAACUCGGCAAUAAGAAUGCCAGAAAAGACACACGCAGAGUUGAUUUUGGUUGGCUUAAUUACAACUCAAAAGAAAAAUCAUACAAACAAGUGAGGAAACAACAUGGAGGGGGUACACGCCAAAUGACCGUGAAGAAAGACUGUAUUGCACAUCAGCUUAAGACUGUUGCCGAAGGCCUUUAUUUCAAAGAAGGUCAGUCAUCCAAGGGUCCCCUCCACAAAUUUGAAACAGCACUUGCAGAUUUCACACAGCAUGAAAUUUCUGACAAUGAGACAGUGGAGGAAAAGUAUAAUGCUGCUCACAUGCCAGUGCUGCGUUUCUAUCUUCUGACCAAAGAGAAGGAUACAAAGGCUGCAAAGCAGGAGACCGAUGAAGAGGACAGUGCAGAUUUCAGCGUAUCUGAUGAUGAGCAGUAUUUAGAUGUGGGACAAGAGGUUCAGGUUGAAACUUCUGAUGAGGCAUCAAACCAUCAGGCAGAAGAUGCAGACGCCCGAGGCAUGUUUGAGCAGACUGAUACUCCAACUAUUCAGUUUCGAAAACAAAAACAGGAUGUCCACUUGGAAGGAGGAUGCUCCAGCGGCACAAGCUGUUACAAGUCUUACAUCGAAUUGCUGAGUGACUCUGAGAGCGAUGUUGAAGACAUUGAAUUGGCUGCUGCAAUUGAAGCAAGUUUGCAAGACACUCAACCACUAAAUGAUGACAGAAAUAAUGAGGAUGUUGUGAGAAACAUUAUCACAAAACUUGCUGGACGGCGUUCAGAUGGAGAACCUACAACCAUUGUUGUGCAUCGCAAGCGACUACUUGCUUCCACUAUGAGGGCUGUCAGUAGGCCUGGUUUCAGCUUUUGGACCCAGGUGCGAAUUGUGUUCUCAGGCGAGGAUGCAGAAGAUGGAGGAGGACCCCGUCGUGAAUUCUUCAACCUUCUUGUGAAAGAACUUCAAAGCUCAGGGAUAUUUGAGAAUUGUGAAGGCAGAUUGUCAUUCAAAUAUGAUCUCCAGAAAAUCAGCCAAAGGGCAUAUGACAUGGCUGGUAAACUCAUCACUUGGAGCUUAGCCAAUGGAGGACCAGGGCUUUGUUCGCUGAGUCCCUCUGUCUUUGCUGCCAUGGUUGGCCAACCAGUUGAUACGGAAGACAUCAGAUACUUGCCAGACCAGAUGUUUCAAUGCAACGUUGAAAAGUUGUUGGGCUCAAAGCAAGAGGACUUCCCUGCAGUCAUCGUUGAGCUGACAGAUUGGCUUAUUGACCAGGGUCUCACCAGCAUUCACAAGAUAGACUUUGCAGACCGAGACAAUCUAGUAAAGGAGCUGGUGACCCACCAGAUAUACCACAGAGUCCAGAGCUGCAUUGGGCAGUUUACAGAUGGACUAGGCCCUCUCUGGGAGGACGUCAAAGGAAGCCCCAAAGCAAGUGCCUCUCUCUUCAUCUAUGAUGACCAUCCUUUGUCUGUAGAUGUGAUGCGCAAACUCUACAAGAUAGAGUACUCACCACCAGGCUCUAACAACAGGAAUCAAGAGGAAGACACCAUAUACUGUUUUGAGGUUUUUCUACAAAAUUGUGAAGACGAGAUCACUGAGGUUUCACUGGAGGACAUCCUGGAGUUUUGGACCGGUGCUCCCAAACCACCACCAUGUGGAUUCAGUGAGGACCCCAAAGUCUCUUUCUUCACGGCGGUUUCGGGCAUAAAGCGUUUGCCAUCAAGUCACACAUGUGGCCCAAUUCUGUGGCUCCCCAGAGGAAAGGAAGAUCCAGAUGAGUUCCAAGCCAUGAUGAGAUUUGCAAUCAAGGAAACCCAGGGAUUUGGUAAAAUAUAGACCGAGGCAAGGCAGUUGCUUGCUGUGAGGAUUAGUUUCACAGGUUUCAUGUUGUGAGUUUUUGUUUUUGGUAAAGUCAUACAUAUACAGUCAUGAAACAAGUUACUUUCAUUUUAAGUAUACAUAUCCUUGUAGUUCUAAAAACAUAUCAUUCAGCAGUUAAAGAGGGAGGAGUAAUGUCAACUGGUAGUGUGGUUUCUGUCGAAGUAUAUUUCCAGUAGCAGUAUAUUUUUAGUAGAGGCUAGAAAUGAGGUCGAUGAUGAAAGUUUUGAACAAAGUUUUAAAAAGAGUAUACAUGUAUUUCUAUUUUUAUAGUUAAUUAACUGAUGACUUACAUUUCCAAGGGGUAUAUGUAGGGUGCAUUGACUUAACAUUGACACCUAAAGCUGCCACUGCCAUUAAGCCUUCUUUAUAGGCUUAAAUCUUGUUACAAGAGCAAACAAGGGAUUUUGUAGACCAAAAUAUGUCAGCACGGGGGUGCAAACAGCAUACUUAAAUGCAGAGGACUGUCCGUAGAGGGUAAGGCAAAUGGAAAUUAUGUUUCAGAUUUGUAGGACAAUCAGUUAAAACCCAUCUGGUAUCCCCAAGGUUAGUAUAAGAUUUUAAGGAUGAAAAACAGCACUGAUAAAAAGGGCCAUUUCUUUUGAUGUCGCAAAGACUCCAUGCUAAUUUAUAGAAACAAUUCAUCCAUGAAUAAAUGAUAAUAUCAUUAAGCACUGUGCAGUUCUUCAGUAUCAGAUGCAGGGUCAGGAAUAUCAAGAACACUUUCUGAAAACCUUACUGGUCAACUGCCUAGAAUCAUAUACACUGCAUGGGACAAGGCUUAAGUUUAUGUGUUUCUUUUAUUAUGACUGGAGCUUACAGGGUAAAGAACAAAAAGAGAUCCGACGAAAAACGCCCUCCUAGCUUGCUGUAGGGGUGAACAUUUCAUACCACAGGUAUACAGGUUUUCCCAUCAACGACCCUUGGUGCAGUGAAAGAAUGUACGGGAAAGCCUUUUUGACUUUGGCAUAAACUGUAAUUGUCGGAGACAACAGAAAAAAAUGGACUUACACAUCACAUAUAAAAGCCUUUCUUGCUGUAUUGCAAAUAUGUAUUUACUCCAUGGUGUUCAAAUUACAUGAUAUUGAAACUAAGCUUUGAUUUUUAUAAAAGUUGACGUUGUUCUAACAUGGGAAAAUAAAGUGCCGGAGGAGUGCAACAGAA
Messenger RNA from Patiria miniata (bat star), 3723 nucleotides. RefSeq lists its product as uncharacterized. Lineage: Eukaryota; Metazoa; Echinodermata; Asteroidea; Valvatida; Asterinidae. The record is from RefSeq and is a predicted model, not a curated record. Gene Ontology annotation, biological process: proteasome-mediated ubiquitin-dependent protein catabolic process; protein polyubiquitination; positive regulation of protein catabolic process. Gene Ontology annotation, molecular function: ubiquitin-protein transferase activity. The coding region runs from base 403 to 2517 and encodes 704 amino acids. The transcript has 9 exons.